Protopterus annectens (West African lungfish) is the source of this 808-nucleotide messenger RNA. RefSeq names its product cat eye syndrome critical region protein 2 homolog. The transcript is spliced from 4 exons. NCBI's taxonomy places the organism in Eukaryota, Metazoa, Chordata, Ceratodontiformes, Protopteridae. Gene Ontology annotation, cellular component: CERF complex. Bases 156 to 764 code for a protein of 202 amino acids. Gene Ontology annotation, biological process: chromatin remodeling. The record is from RefSeq and is a predicted model, not a curated record.
UUCCCCUUUUAGCCACACUGCGUGAUCCCGUCUAUUAGUCUGCGGCAGUGCAAUUAGAACGCCAGAAUGUUGCCUCUAUUUGUGGAGUUUAAAGAGACAGCGUGACAGUUUAUUUUAAUGUAUUCAAUUAGUACAUUUUAUGACAGGUUGCAGCUAUGACUGAAAAUCCUUCUGAAUGUAGAUAUUCCGUAGAGGAACUUCGUUCCUGGUGGGAAAUUCCCGCUAUCGCUCAUUUCUGUUCACUUUUCCGGGAGGCUUUUAAACUUCCAGAUUUUGAAAUUGAGGACUUGGAAGGGGCUUUACUAGGUGAAAAUUGGAACUUCUUGGAAGAUUUAAUUACUCGUUUGUUGCAAGGAUGUUAUCAACGCACCGAUAUCACCUCACUAAAUUUUCACACAUAUUUGGAAGAUAUUAUGGAACAUCGAUGGGACCAUGAAGAUGGAAAGAAAAACAUAUUAAAAGGAACACAUUUGAGGAUUCUUCCUCUGUAUUCAGUUGUACAGAUACUACAUAGUCUUACUAAUUAUCGGUUAGAAGCUGCUGAUGUCUUUGACCUUGUAAAGGAUCUUGAAGCAGACAGUCUGAGGCUGGAUCCCCUAGGAGAGGACAGUAAAGGCAUUCGUUACUGGUACUUUUAUGGAACUCGGUUGUACAAAGAAGAUUCAGCACCAGCAGUAUCAACAACUCCUCCAGACCCUCCACCUCCACCUUCUACAUUUCUGCCAGAAUUAAGAAAAGAAAAAGACCUGAAAACGAACAAGUAAUUUACAUUACUAAUGUAUAAAAGAUGUUGAUUGUGACCUCAGUG